GUUUGGUUUUAUAAUGAUAGCCAAGUGUUGUUAAGUGUAAUUCUGAAUAAGAUAUACUAAAGGGAAUUUCGUUUCGAUGGAAGGAAAAUACGAAAUUUUGAUUAGAUUGUGAAUUCUGCGAAGAUAUCAGAAUUUACAUGUUUGUGUAAAUAAAAUCAGAGAUUUGAUUAGAAGAUUUAAAAGAGAAGGGAACAAUUUUAUAUCGAACUUUUAUUGGUAUUUAACGCCAAUGUGAAAAGGACAAAUUGUAAUGUCUGAAGAGUUGGGCUUAUUAAACACGAUUAAGUCUGUGUUUAAUAAAGUAUAAAUUAGAACAUCCUAAAGUCGAAAUUACAGUGUUGCAUUAUGUUUAAACGGUGUUCUUAUAGAUAGAUCAGAAAUAAGACAGUGCGUUACAGACGGUUUAAAGUCAAUGAAUCCUGUUUAGGCAGAGUGUGUUGAUCUCAGAGUCAUACAGCACGUGGUCUUGUGUGUGCGUGUAUCAUGAUCGAACCUCCGACGUUAACCAGUCAGACUGGGCCUGUUUAUAAUUCCCGAUGCCCAGGAUUUGAAUGUGGACAUUUUCCUAGGCGUGAUCUUCACAGGCCUCUCAGAAAACAGAUUUCAGUGACUGUCGAUGGUGGGAUUAAAAGUAAAAGAAGGAUAAAACGAAGUGUGUCAUUUUAUUUGAGCUGGAUUAACGUUUUUCCGUGUUUGUGCAAGUCGGGAAAUGUGAUCUCAGACGCAUCUUGUGACAUUGAUAAUGGACAUGGAGGUCGGUACGAGUACACGGCGCUCGAAGCAGAUUCCACCGUACACGAGCGCAUGGAGUUGGAAAGAAAAUCUCGCGAGAGGGCGCAGAACGCUUGUCAACACUAUUUGCGAUCCUGUUCAAGAUACGCCUUGCUACACCACCUCAACGACAUCGGCUCACGAGUGGACAAGCAUUGGUUCGUGGUUAACGACACGUCCAUGAAGACAGAGCGACUUCUGACUCUGGUACCUCUGAGUCCCAACUGCGCGAUUGAAUGCAACGCCAACACAAGAAGCACUAUCCUAGAACUGUUCCUGGCGCUCCAGCAUCCCUACAUUUAUCCCGUCCUGGACCUGGACUUUCGUGACGUAUCCGGACAGACCUACGUCAUCCUGGUUCUACCUUUUAACAACAGAGGGAGUCUCAAGGAUCUCAUCUACAAAAGUCGAUGGCAAGAUGACUGGAGUCAGAAAUAUGGACAGCGUAGUGCGGGGCUGCCUGUCUCUCAGGUGCAGCGUUUAGGGCGGCAGAUACUAGAGGCGCUGGUGUUCCUCAAAAACCGUGGCUUCCCGCCGUGUAGUCAUCUCCAUUCCGGAAACAUCAUACUACAGAACGGAGUCGCCAGGCUGGCAGGGCUAGAGAAUACGUUGCUAGGACACACAUCACGAGUCCACCCGAUAAUAUGGAGUCGAGCCAAGAACGAACCGCCUUCAGUAGACACAAUAUGCUUUGGGCACGUGCUGUUUGAGAUGUGUGCUGGCUACGAAUUGUGCACGCCACAACCAAGCCAGGGGCAUCUUCUUGACCUCAAGAAUUACCCUCAGGUAGUUGAGGUACUGGAUUUCAUCUUCCGUCACCCUGAGCGACGUUUUCCUUCUGUGGAGGAGUUACUCUUAUGUGAUUUCUUCCGCAACAUUGAUCUCAGAGAGAUGAGGGCUGCACCCUUACCGCAAGCAUUUCAGACACGAUUAACUACGUCAACAAUGAGCCUUCUAAAUGAGGUGAAACAACAUCAGAAUGAAAGUAGGGGACGAAGGACAAACUCGGUUUCUUCUGCGACAGAAGAUGUUUCUCCAAAUAUGAAGGAACGUAGAAAUAACUGUAGCGGAGGCGAAGAUGACGCUGGAAGCAAUGACGGCGCCUGGCGUCCAGACGAUGACUCAACAGAAGAUAAAACCACGGAAUUUCAACAAUCCCCAACUCUGCCUGACGUCUGGUGGUUGUCUGCCCCACAAGAACACCGAGAUCUUAGCCUCCAUGUUCAGGACGACAAUCCCAUAUCCAUGGAAACAAGACGUCUUCUCAGAGGUGGUUGCGGAGAUAGACGUGCCGUAUAUAAUGCUCAAGAAAAUGUUGGAAAGAAGACGCUAUGUUCGCAGCCGAAUUUUUACAGAGUACAUUCGUUUACAUGCGAUUUGGAAAGUGUGUUUACUUCCGAAAAAUGUCACUCGCAGUAAGAUAUAUUUAAUUCAUGUGCGGAAUAUAUGACAGAGCUCCAUUGUUUGUGUCAAAUUGUGGUUUCGUAGAAAAAUGGUUGUGUACUAUAUACCAGCAAUGAACAGAAACAUUCACUUGGACUCUUGUUUUUACAACUUUCAAAAACGAUUCUUGGAAAUAACCAGUUAAUACUUCUAUCAGCGAAUGUUCUAGAGACAGCGCAUGCGCAAUAGAUGCAGCACAUUGGACUCUCCCUGAAGUCUGCUUUCCCUUUGCAAUGUGGAAAGAAAGACGAGGUAAUAUGUCAGGAAGGAAGACUUAUUUUAAUCCCCAAACCACGUGGGUAGAGCCAUCGUCUCAAGUUUAUGCGUGCAACACAAAAGGAAAUCUCUUCAAGAGCACUUCAAGGUUGUUUAUUAUCGCUGUUGAAAUCUCUGCCCCGCCCACAAACAAGUUAGCAAGGAAGAAAUUACUACACUACAGUCAGAAAUAAGGCAAAUUCCAUGAUAUCUUGAAAGACGCCAAGAUAAUUUCAGAUACUUUCUAAUUCAGUAUUCAACUUUUCGGAGGAACAUACUACCUACAUCGUCAACAUUGAAGUGCAUACAGACAUUAUAGAAGAAUGUGCUAUCUCCAUAUUCAUGCUUGAAUUGUAUAUCAUUGCUUCGGAGAUAUACGUCGUUUUCGUCUUUAGUACGUAUUUGACUGACUUGACAAAAUGUAGUCUACAGAAAGUUAUCUGUACUUCACAGUUUCAUAAACCUCUUUUGGACAUAACUGGAGCUGUUACUGGCGUACAGGGG
Messenger RNA from Zootermopsis nevadensis, 2973 nucleotides. RefSeq names its product Slowpoke binding protein (gene Slob). NCBI's taxonomy places the organism in Eukaryota, Metazoa, Arthropoda, Insecta, Blattodea, Termopsidae. The record is from RefSeq and is a predicted model, not a curated record.